This is a messenger RNA of Aedes albopictus (Asian tiger mosquito), 1146 nucleotides long. Its product is annotated as cell growth-regulating nucleolar protein. Bases 166 to 1122 code for a protein of 318 amino acids. The transcript has a single exon. Gene Ontology annotation, biological process: negative regulation of transcription by RNA polymerase II; rRNA processing. NCBI's taxonomy places the organism in Eukaryota, Metazoa, Arthropoda, Insecta, Diptera, Culicidae. Gene Ontology annotation, cellular component: nucleolus. The record is from RefSeq and is a predicted model, not a curated record. Gene Ontology annotation, molecular function: DNA binding.
GAUGCAGUGCAGCCUGCACGAAAAAUUUGUAAACAAACUCUGUCGGCUUCAGCACGUGUGUGCACAGUGCCAGUUUCGCGAACCGCUUUCAACGGCAUCACAUUCCGUCCGGUGGCCCUUAUUCCGUUUCAAACGCGAAAACCUACUGCUUCAGAAUCAGCCGGAAUGGUGUUCUUCACGUGCAAUCACUGUGGCGAGUCGCUCAAAAAGCAAGCCGUCGAAAAGCACGGCUGGAAGUGCAAGCGCGAAAUCAACGUCUCGUGCAUGGACUGCCAGAAGGAUUUCAUCGGCAAGGAGUACGAUGCCCACACCAGCUGCAUCACGGAAGCGGAAAAAUACUCCGGUAAGGAUUAUGUGCCGAAGGCAAACGCCAACAAGGGUGCCAAGAAGCAGGAAGCUUGGCUGGAUACGAUCCGAUCCAUUACGGACAGUAAGGGGAAUCUGUCGAAGGGAAUCAGUGAAGUGUUUAACGUGAUCCGCAAGAACGAUAACAUCCCACGGAAGCAGAAAGGGUUCCUGAACUUUUUCGCCAACUCAGCUAAGCAUAUUCGGAGGAAUGACGUGGAGGCUGCCUGGGCGUUGCUGGAGGAAGAGGUGAAGAAGAAUCAAACUAACGGAGCAGAGCAGACCCAAGCGAAUGGAGCCGUUCCGGAUGGAAUGUGGAUUCCUGGACAGAAGGGAUCAGAACCAAAGCAGAAGAAGAACGGAGUUGAGGAAAGUAAACAGAAUGGUUUCAAGAAGCGCAAACUGGAGGAGGAGCAGGAUGUACCUGCUGAAGAACCAGCAAAGAAGAAGAGUAAGAAAAAGGAGAAGCAGCUGGCGGCGCAAAAUGGAGGAGCCAAGCAGGAGCAGGAACAGCUCGUGGUGGCAGAACCGGAAGAGAAUGAGGCAAAUGGCGACUCGAUUGGGGACAAGUUUAAAUGGGGCGAUGUGAUCCGGACGACGCUGAUGUCCAAGAACAACGAGAUGAAGCUGGACAAGCUCAAGAAGAAGGUUCUGAAGAAGUACCGCCAGUUGAUGGGAGGUGAGGAAAUUAGUGAUAAGAUUGAGCGUAAAUUUAGUAAGAAACUUACUAAGCUGGGCGUGGAGGUGGAUAACGAUACGGUACGAUUGAUUGCGUAGUUAUUAAAAAGUAUCUGGAGGAAA